UGCAGAUGAAGUACAGACUGUUGGAGUGUGAACACGAAGGAGGGGCAUGGGAAAGGGCAGCCGCGUCCAGGGCAGCCGCGUCCAGGGCCCCAAACACCUUUCCCAAUCGGGCGCGCUAGCUCACAACACCUGUCAAGAUGCCGAACUCUCCUUGGGAAUCUGUAUCAAUACCACAAGCAGUUCCAUAGACUCUCCGGAGCGCACACAGACCACCAUGGAUCGGAUACUACGCCUCUUCACAUUGCUGAUCGCUGUAAUUGCGCCACUCGCCGCCGCCCUCAAAUUCGACCUCCACCCCGUCUCGCCGCACGACGCUGCAAAGUACGAGCGAUGCAUCCGUAACUUCGUCGCCAAGGACCAGCUCGUGGUCGUCACAGCUAUUCUGGACGGAUACAGAGGCGAUGGACAGAAGGUCGAUAUGCAUAUUCGCGAUUCCAUGGGCAACGACUACCACAAGCCCAAGGAUGUUGUUGGUGAGAACCGCUACGCCUUCACAUCGCACGCCGAUUCCGCCUUCGAUGUCUGCUUCGAGAACGUCUAUUCCGGCUCACAGCAAGGCACCGGCCCGCGCCACGUUGAACUUGACAUCGAUAUUGGCGCCGACGCCAAGGACUGGAACGCCAUCCAGGCCGGUGAGAAGCUCAAGCCUGUUGAAGCCGAACUGAGGAGGAUCGAGGAGGUCGUCGCGGAAGUUGUCACCGAGAUGGACUACCUAAGGGGACGCGAGCAGAAGCUGAGAGACACAAACGAGAGCACAAACGAGCGCGUCAAGUGGUUUGCGUUUGGCACCAUGGGCAUGUUGGUAGGUCUAGGCGCAUGGCAGGUCGUCUACCUGAGGGCGUAUUUCAGGAGCAAGCACCUCAUUUAGAAGUGCAGAGGCAUACCAUGUCUCUGGGGACUAGAGAAUCAGUGGAAACAGAGGAAUUUGAUCGGAUUUGAGGUUGACGAUACAGCAUUGUACGAACAGCAUGAGUUUAGCGGUUGGUAUUAUGGCAGCCAUGAGCUUGGGCUCGAGGUUGCAAGAAUGGCGUUGCCGGGGCAUAUUCCAGAUGAACUUUUCCAAAAGUCAAGUCCUUACCCAGUGCAGACUUCGAGAGCUAUGUGACUGGUUUUCAAGCAAUGCUGACAACCUUAGCAACUCCAAAUAUACAAACCAGCUCCCAAAACCAGUAAAUCGCCGUCCUAUCGAAGUAUGCGCUGAUCCAGUUCCGCGACCUCCACAGCCAUUCUAUCAAAAUCUUCGGCCUUCAAGAAUCCAACGUCAGUGGCGUAAACGUCCACGAACUCUGCAGAGACCAAUUCAGGUGUCUCCUCGAUACCGCCUAUGGCCUCAGUGGCAGCACGUCCCUU
Molecule: messenger RNA, 1350 nt
Organism: Didymella exigua CBS 183.55
Lineage: Eukaryota; Fungi; Ascomycota; Dothideomycetes; Pleosporales; Didymellaceae
Exons: 2
Coding region: 47-868 (273 amino acids)
Biological process (GO): intracellular protein transport; endoplasmic reticulum to Golgi vesicle-mediated transport; Golgi organization
Cellular component (GO): COPII-coated ER to Golgi transport vesicle; endoplasmic reticulum-Golgi intermediate compartment; endoplasmic reticulum
Source: RefSeq, a predicted model, not a curated record